Molecule: messenger RNA, 586 nt
Organism: Solanum dulcamara
Lineage: Eukaryota; Viridiplantae; Streptophyta; Magnoliopsida; Solanales; Solanaceae
Product: blue copper protein-like
Exons: 2
Coding region: 93-473 (126 amino acids)
Cellular component (GO): plasma membrane
Molecular function (GO): electron transfer activity
Source: RefSeq, a predicted model, not a curated record
AUUUGCUAUCUCUAUCGUAAUAUUUCAGCCUCCUUUUAUUAGAAGAAAGGAAAUUAAAUAGAAAGAGCUCUAGCAACAAAGUGAAAUAUUAAAUGGCCAUUUCUAUAGGAAAAUUAGUACUUGUGUUCAUUUUCUUGAUUUUGAGUGUUGAAAUGCCAAGUUGCUUAGCAAAGGAGUAUGUGGUGGGUGACAAAAGAGGUUGGAGUCCGGGCGUUGAUUAUCAUCCAUGGGCUUAUGGCAAAAGCUUUCGUGUUGGAGAUGUUCUCCAUUUCUUCUAUACUCCAAAAGUGAUAGAUGUGGCAUCAGUGGAUAUUUCAAGCUAUGCACUUUGUGACAGUACUAUCAAAACAUUCUACAAGGAUAAUAGUGGCCAGACUUCAAUUACUCUUGAAAAAUCUGGGCCAUACUACUUCAUAUCUACAAACAAAGAAGGGUGUUUUACAGGUCUCAAGCUAGAGUUGCAUGUUCUUUAAAAGUUAUGUGAAGAAUUUAAUUUGUUGUGUUCUUUUUUUUGUUGUUGUUCUCAAGCCUAUUCUUUUAUGCAUUUGUAAUAAGGUUAUUGCUAAUAACAUGAAUGUUCCACUUA